CCUUUUUUUUUUGGGUGAACGCAAAGUAUUUAUGCCGUCUCUUCCCAUAAUCGUCCUCUGCUACUGAACUUCGAAGCAGAGUCUCUCCUUCUCUCUCUUCUCUUCUCGCCGGCAAUCAUGGCGACGGAGACGAAACUACCCACGGUUAGAGUCUCCAACAUUCCCCAGACCAUCGUGGCCGAUGAUCUCCUCCGCUUCCUUGAGCUCCAAAUCGGCGACGAUACCGUCUUCGCCGUCGAAAUCCCGACCGUUCACAACCGCUGGAUGCCACGCUCCUCCGGGCGCGUGCAGUUCACUUCCCUCGACGCCAAGGCCCGUGCCCUCCUCCUCUCCUCCCAGAACAGGCUCCUCUUCAAGUCCCACAACCUCAGACUUUCCGAAGCCUACGAUGACAUCAUCCCCCGACCCGUCGAUGCUCGGAACAGAAUCGAAGGCGCUGUUUUGUCGGUUGGGUUUCCGGCGGGCGAGGAAGGGCGGUUGUGCGCCGUUGAGAGAUGGGAUGGUAUCAGGUGUUGGAUCAUGGAGGAGAGAAAGAGAAUGGAACUGUGGGUUUCACACAACUGCGAAUGUUACAAGGUUGAAGUUAGGUUUGAAGAUGUAGUUGAAACCAUUGGAUGCUGCACCAAUGGCUCGUCUGAGUUGAAUGCGUGUGUUAUUAGGCUAAAAUAUGGACCAAAGAUAUACCAAAAGGUAUCGGGACCUAAUAUCGAUCCAAAGUUCAGAGCUGAUCGGUACCAUUUCUCCAAGGAAGAUUUCAACUUUAUCUGGGUUCGCACGGCUGACUUCUCAGGCAUUAGAUCGAUCGGGCAGGCAACUUGCUUUUGUUUGGAACUUGGGCAAGGCUCAAUGGUCUCGGAUAUUUUCUCAUCUUUUCCUUUUUAUAAGGAAUCCCCGAAAAAUAUGACCAUAGAAGAGGGCAAAAUGUUUGCUUCUGCAUUGGAAGUAGUUCCGCUUGUGAAUUCCGACUUGGGGAAGAAUCUGCUGUAUGAGAUCCUUUUCCGGCUCAACUCCUUAGUCCACACCCAGAAAAUUAGUCUUUUUGCUGCUUCAAAGAUGGAAUUAAUCAACAUUCUCGGUAGCUUGAGUGUGGAGACUGCAACGAUGAUUCUCCACAAAUUGAACCAGCAAAGCUCUGUUUGUUAUGACCCUGUAUCGUUUGUCAAGACUCAGUUGCAUUCACUGGUUAGAAACAUGAUCCAACCUCCUAUGUCGUCCUAUAAAAGGCUAAUUGAUGACAACAUAAUGAGUUGUCAUCGAGCUUACGUUACCCCCUCGAGGAUUUAUCUUUUGGGUCCAGAGCUCGAGAAGGCAAAUUAUGUUGUGAAACACUUUGCAGAACAUGCUUCAGAUUUUAUGAGAGUUACCUUCGUGGAGGAAGAUUGGAGUAAGCUGCCGGCAAAUGCUCUUUCGGUGAGCGUCAAGAAAGGUUUUUUCGCGAAACCCUUUAGAACCAAAAUCUAUCACAGGAUAUUGUCAAUCCUUAAAGAAGGGAUCACCAUCGGGUCCAAAAGGUUUGAGUUUCUGGCCUUCUCAGCGAGCCAACUGCGUGGAGGUUCUGUCUGGAUGUUUUCUUCUAACGAGAAGGUAAAAGCAGACGACAUUAGAGACUGGAUGGGAUGUUUCAAGAAGAUCCGAAGUGUUUCAAAAUGUGCAGCCAGGAUGGGUCAGUUGUUCAGUGCUUCUCGGCAGACCAUUGUUGUUCCUGCCCAAGACGUUGAACAUAUUCCCGACGUUGAAGUGACUACUGACGGCAUCGAUUACUGCUUCUCAGACGGCAUUGGAAAAAUCUCUAAAGCAUUUGCUCGACAAGUUGCACAAAAGUGUGAUUUGGAUCAUACCCCGUCAGCGUUUCAAAUACGCUAUGGUGGAUACAAAGGUGUUAUUGCUGUUGACCGUAAAUCCUUCAGGAAGCUGUCUCUGCGCAAUAGCAUGCUCAAGUUUGAUUCCACGAAUAGGAUGCUAAACAUCACCCGGUGGACGGAGUCAAUGCCUUGCUUCUUGAACCGGGAAAUCAUCUGCCUUUUAUCCACGCUCGGGAUAGAAGAUUCGGUUUUUGAGGCAAUGCAAGAGGGACACUUAUCUAUAAUAGGGAAAAUGCUUGAAGACCGAAAUGCAGCAUUAGAUGUUUUGCAUAAACUGGGUGGAGAAAACUCUAAGAAUAUGCUGGUUAAGAUGUUGAUGCAAGGGUAUGGCCCAAAUUCAGAACCUUUCCUCUCGAUGAUGCUCCGUGUAAACUGUGAGAGCCAGUUAUUGGAAUUAAAGAGUAGGUGCAGGAUAUUGGUCCCGAAAGGGCGGAUCUUGAUCGGCUGCCUGGAUGAAGAUGGCAAUCUGGAGUAUGGCCAAGUGUACGUUCGUGUAACCCUGACGAAAGCAGAACUAGAGUCCCGGGAUCAGAGUUUCUUCCGCAAUGUCGAUGAGAAAACAUCGAUUGUCAUCGGAAAAGUGGUGGUGACUAAAAACCCGUGCCUUCACCCCGGAGAUGUCAGAGUUCUUGAAGCGGUAUAUGAGGUCGGUUUGGAAGGAAAAGAAUUUCUUGAUUGCAUCGUCUUUCCCAAGAAGGGCGAAAGGCCUCAUCCAAAUGAAUGUUCUGGUGGCGAUCUUGACGGCGACCAAUUUUUCGUUAGCUGGGAUGAGAAGCUUAUUCCGAGUCAAACGGACCCUCCGAUGAACUACGCUGGAAGCAGACCUCGGAUAAUGGAUCAUGAAGUGAAGUUAGAGGAAAUCCACAAAUUCGUCGUUGAUUACAUGAUAAAUGACACGCUGGGCGUAAUCUCAACUGCACAUUUGAUCCAUGCGGAUCAUGACCCAGAAAAAGCCCGAAGCGAGAAAUGCCUGCAGCUAGCAAAUCUCCAUUCCAUGGCUGUGGACUUUGCCAAAACCGGAGUUCCAGCCGAGAUGCCCUUUGAUUUAAAACCAAGGGCAUUCCCUGAUUUCCUAGAACGAUCUGGGAGAUCAACAUACAUCUCGGAUUCUGUGUUUGGAAAACUUUACCGUGCGGUGAAGAACUUCUUGGCCCAGAGGAAACUUGGGGAGACUGCUGAGGUGAAGUAUGAUUCGACACUGGAAGUUAAUGGCUUGGAAGCCUUUCUGGAAACAGCAAAGAUCCACAGAGACAAGUAUGCCGGGAAAUUAAGUGAACUGAUGAAGUAUUACGAGGUUGAGACCGAGGAAGAGAUUCUUACUGGUACUCUCAGAAAUCGGGAGACAUAUCUGCAAAGAGACAGGCGUAAGUACGAUGAUAUGAAAGACAGGAUUAUGCUAUCGGUGAAGGAUUUGCAGCGAGAGGCCAAGGGAUGGUUCGAGGAAAGCUGCGGAGGGGGUGACGAGGAACGGCGAAAACUAGCGUCUGCAUGGUAUUACGUAACUUAUCAUCCAACCAAUCUUGUCGAUAGGGUGAAUUUCGUGAGCUUUCCGUGGAUCGUAGGUGAUACUUUGUUGGGGAUAAAGGCUGAGAAUGCUCCGAGGAAUGAUGUUGCGUGACGUACAAGCAAGCUAGUGAUCUAGGGUUUUGUAUGAGAACGUGUUAUAUGCAGAGACCCGACCUGACAAAUCGGUAGAUUAAGAAGUUUUCUAACUUUGUCUUGUCUGUAACUGUAAGUGCACAUCUCUGCUUAUCUAUCUAUCUUGAUUUAUAUA
Molecule: messenger RNA, 3636 nt
Organism: Tarenaya hassleriana
Lineage: Eukaryota; Viridiplantae; Streptophyta; Magnoliopsida; Brassicales; Cleomaceae
Product: RNA-dependent RNA polymerase 2
Exons: 4
Coding region: 118-3480 (1120 amino acids)
Biological process (GO): siRNA processing
Cellular component (GO): nuclear RNA-directed RNA polymerase complex
Molecular function (GO): RNA-directed RNA polymerase activity
Source: RefSeq, a predicted model, not a curated record